Molecule: messenger RNA, 2749 nt
Organism: Xiphias gladius (swordfish)
Lineage: Eukaryota; Metazoa; Chordata; Actinopteri; Istiophoriformes; Xiphiidae
Product: perforin-1-like
Exons: 4
Coding region: 125-1888 (587 amino acids)
Biological process (GO): leukocyte mediated cytotoxicity
Molecular function (GO): pore-forming activity; calcium ion binding
Source: RefSeq, a predicted model, not a curated record
CCAACAUGCAAACUUGAAGUGGUGUAGUAAUGAACUGCUUCACUUGCUCAGGUUUGUUCAACUAAAAUUUUUUUUUUCUUUCAGGAUAAACCAUCAGUUUGCUUUCAUCACCCAACUUAACAGCAUGUUUCUGUUGAAUAUUUGCAUCUGUGCCGGCCUCGUGCUCUCCCUCCCUCAGCGCACGCGUCAAUCCUGCAUAGAAGGGACACCCAAACAGUGCAAAGAGGCAGAAUUUGCUCCAGGUACCAAUUUGGCCGGGGAAGGCUUCGACAUCAUCAAAAUGGUACGUACGGGGGCCUUUGUGCUCGACAUGAAUCGGUGGAAACGUAAGGACAAAACAUGCAUCCUGUGUAUCAACCCCUAUAUGGAGAACAAGAGGCAAAAGCUGCCCUUGUCGGUGGUGGAUUGGAGGCCAAAACAGUCCUGCAGCCUGAAAGUGGCCAGUAAACUCCACCGAUCCAGUGAGUCUCUGGUCAGUUCCAGCAGCUCUUCUGUUGAAAACAACUGGAAGGUCAAUCUAGACAUUGAUGUGGGUAAAAAAAGCGGCUCAGCGAUGCUGGCUGGUACCAAUUCUAAACUGGCUGCUUAUUCCAUGGAAAAAACAAAGAAUGACAAGUUCAGCUUCACCAGCCAAAGCAUGUUCUGUGAGUACUACAGCUAUCGCGUGUCCAUCACUCCCAAACUGCACAAAGAGUUUAACAAAGCGGUACAACAGCUCCCCAAAACCUACAGCCCUGAAUACAAGCAAAGAUUUUACAAACUGAUCGACACCUUCGGCACCCAUUACAUCACAAAGGUGAAAUUGGGAGGAAGUGUUCAAUCUGUGACCAGCAUCAGGAAUUGCCAGGCCAGCCUGCAGGGCCUCAGCGCAGAGGAGGUGCAGAUGUGCCUGGAAGCUGAGGCGUCCGCAAGCGUCAAAGCUACGGUAAAAAUUGAAUCGAAACACUGCAAGCAGGACACUAGCAAGAUGGAAAGUAAGACAUCUUUCUCCAGCCUCUUCAAUGACAGGUUCACAGAAAUAAAGGGGGGCCAUACCACAGAGCCAGACCUUCUCUUCUCCGCUGACAAAGAUCCAUCGGCCUACAAGGAAUGGCUAAACACACUCCCACAGCAUCCAGACAUAGUCUCAUAUUCCCUGGACGCGCUUCAUGAGUUACUGCCUAUAAACACACCUGUCCGGAAGAACCUGCGCUCAGCCAUUAGCCAUUACAUCCUGGAGAAAGGCCUGUGGAGGAACUGCACUGAUCGCUGUCAGGCCGGCAUCAAGAGCGACUCGAGGGAUCCCUGCGUCUGCCAAUGCCACAAUGACCCUGCUGUAAACCAAGAUUGCUGCCCGACCCGUAAGGGCAUGGCACGGGUCAUCAUUACCGUACAACGAGCCUCCGGUCUUUGGGGUGACUCCAUCACAGCGACAGAUGGUUACGUGAAGGUGUCCUUCAACGGGCAGAUGGUCCAGCGGUCUCCUGUCAUUUACAACAACAACAACCCACACUGGGCAAUGGUCGUCGACCUGGGCUCUCAGGAUUUGUCCGCAGGAGCUAAAUUGAGAUUGGAGGUGUGGGAUGAGGACAACAGCUGGGAUGACGACCUGUUGGGGCAAUGUGAGCAAGUUCUGUCUGCUGGAGUCAAGGAGGAUCUCUGUGGUCUGCAGCAUGGCCGGCUGUACUACAAAUGGGAGGUGAAAUGUGCUCCGAGUCUGAGCGGAAAUUCAUGCACGGAGUAUAAACCUUCACCUAUGAGUCAGAGUCUGAAGAGGCUGUAUGUGUCCCGUCAUGCCCACCCUGUUCCAAAGGCCAUCCUGUUAGAGAUGGGUGUGUUUGUGGACGAAUCGAGUUCACAGGGAAACCAGAGUCUUACUGCAGAGAGUCAAAAGUUUAAAGGGAUAUAACACCCAUGUUUGGUUUUACCGAGGCUUGCAUUCAAGGCAUUAGCAGCAUUGUUUUAUUGUAUGGAUGAGGUUCAUAUAAGUAAAAGACAUUAUCCAUAAGUUUUAUCUUGCAUUAGAUCUCUGCUGACAACAAAACAUGAGAAAUACAUCAGUUAGAAAAGAACUCAAAAAGUCUUGACAAAAUGGUUGCAAGUCAGCAUCAGGAAAAAUAUCCCCUAUAUCUUGUGUGUUCAGUUUUUCUUUUGGUUUAAUCUACGUCAUCAAUUGAAAGUCAAAUCAGAGCUGUGUUUGAUAGAAGUGUGUUGCUAGUACAGGCCAGAUAGAAAAGAUAGUUUCAUUAUUUUUAUAAACGUGUCUCCAUAUAUGUAUCAUAUAGUCCUCAUUAUACUGCACUGGCCUGGUCCUCCACAGGACAUCAAAGAAUAUGCAGCUGAUCAUCUAAAAGUUCUUGCAGUUGUUGAAAUGUAAGUUUGAUUCAAUGCAUCUUUUACUUAUAACCUUAUUUUUUGAAUUAUUUUUACAGGCUUUUUUUAAAUCUAUGCCUUGUUUUUCCAUUUUAUCGUUUACAUACAGGCAUUUAUAAUAUGUACUAGUACGUUUUCUGCAUUUUAAUCACAUUAUUGCCUUGUGGAUUUUUGCUAUCAUGUUUGAAAGAGAGAAGGGAGAGAGAGGCAAAGAAUAAAAUAAUAAGGCAAUAUAUUUAGAUCACAGAGUCCAUUCACGUUGUGCUUUAACUUAGUUCCUCUCCGACUUGCACCGAGUCUUUAUAUAUCUCCUUAGUGCUGUUUUUUUAAUGUGUGAAUCUUACCUUGGUACCUUGUUUGUAAUUUUAAUGGUUUCUUCUGUAUGAAUUUCUGCAUC